UUGUCUUCUGCCUUUGAAACGUCUUAUGAGCCAUUCUUUUUAGAAGUUUUAAAAUUGAAGAAAGUGUUGAAACAAUCGAAUCGCCAAGAGAUUUCAAUGGAUGCUGAUGACAAUUUCUAUAGCGGCACCGAAUACGCCGACAACGAUUCCGAUUACGCCGAAAGCGCCGACGCCGACUACGAGUUCGUCGAAGCUGACGUCGAUGAUUCCGAUGACCUCGUUUUCCGCCGUCGCCAGCAAAAUUAUAGUGUGCUAAGCGAGGCAGAUAUAUGUCGGCUUCAAGAAGAUGAUAUUUCCAGGAUUUCUUCUGUAUUGUCGAUUUCAAGAAUUUCUUCUGCUAUCCUGCUUCGUUACUACAAUUGGUGUGUUAGUAGAGUUCAUGAUGAAUGGUUUGCCAAUGAGGAAAAAGUCCGAGAUGCCGUCGGCUUGUUGGAGAAACCUGUUGUUGAUUUUCCAUCUGAUGGAGAACUUGAUUGUGGAAUAUGUUUUGAGACUUUCCUUUCUGAGAAAUUGCAUGCUGCUGCUUGUGGUCACCCGUUUUGCGAGUCAUGCUGGGAAGGUUAUAUGACCACCGCGAUUAAUGAUGGUCCAGGGUGUCUUAUGUUACGAUGUCCAGAUCCUUCUUGUAAUGCUGCUAUUGGUCAGGAUAUGAUCGAUUUGUUAGCUCCUGAUAAAGAUAGGGAGAAGUACAGAAAUUAUUUUGUCAGAUCAUAUGUUGAAGACAAUAGAAAGACCAAGUGGUGCCCUGCUCCAGGCUGUGACUAUGCUGUAAACUUUGUUGUUGGAAGUGGUAAUUAUGAUGUGAAUUGUCGCUGUUGUUACAGUUUCUGCUGGAAUUGUGCUGAAGAAGCUCACCGUCCUGUAGAUUGUGACACCGUUGCUAAGUGGGUAUUGAAGAAUAGUGCUGAGUCUGAGAAUAUGAACUGGAUUUUGGCAAAUUCCAAGCCCUGUCCAAGAUGUAAACGGCCAAUAGAGAAAAACCAGGGUUGUAUGCAUAUUACAUGCACCCCACCAUGUAAAUUUGAGUUCUGCUGGCUCUGUCUUGGAGCAUGGUCAGAGCAUGGUGAGAAGACAGGUGGCUUUUAUGCUUGUAACCGUUAUGAAGCAGCGAAGCAAGAUGGCAUUUAUGAUGAGACUGAGAAACGCCGAGAGAUGGCAAAGAACUCUCUUGAGAGAUAUACCCACUAUUAUGAAAGAUGGGCAACCAAUCAAUCGUCUAGGCAAAAGGCGCUGGCGGAUCUUAAGAAGAUGCAAACAGAUGAUAUUGAGAAACUCAGUGACAUACAAUGUCAGCCUGAAUCACAACUAAAGUUCAUUAUAGAAGCGUGGCUACAGAUAGUCGAAUGCAGACGAGUUCUAAAAUGGACAUAUGCGUAUGGUUUUUACAUACCUGACCAUGAGCACGGCAAGAGACAGUUUUUUGAGUACUUACAAGGUGAAGCUGAGUCGGGCCUUGAACGACUUCAUCAAUGUGCUGAAAAAGACCUGAAAUUGUACUUCGAGGCCAAAGGUCCAUCAGAAGAUUUUUACGAGUUCCGCACAAAACUCGCAGGUUUAACAAGUGUCACCAAAAACUAUUUCGAGAACUUGGUUCGAGCGCUGGAGAAUGGGCUACCGGAUGUGAGCUCGCAUGGCGCAUAUGAUCGAACCUCAAGCUCAAAGAGCUUAGGUGGUAAAAACAAGGGAUCAAGUUCUCGAGCCAGCACCCAAUGGUCUUGCGAACGUUGCACUUAUGUAAACACAAAGUCGGUCACAAUUUGCCAAAUGUGUGAAAGUGGUCGGUGAAAAACGCCAGCAAGAACUGUAAAUUGUUGGUGUUAAAGACUGUAACAAUCAUAUUUUGGUCAAGUAAGAGUGUCUUUGUAACAUUGUAUGUUUCUUUUGGAAUUGAAAUAAAACGGAUCCAAUAAAUUGGAGUGGAUA
This is a messenger RNA of Eutrema salsugineum, 1923 nucleotides long. Its product is annotated as probable E3 ubiquitin-protein ligase ARI8. The transcript has 15 exons. The coding region runs from base 97 to 1785 and encodes 562 amino acids. Gene Ontology annotation, cellular component: ubiquitin ligase complex; cytoplasm. NCBI's taxonomy places the organism in Eukaryota, Viridiplantae, Streptophyta, Magnoliopsida, Brassicales, Brassicaceae. Gene Ontology annotation, biological process: protein polyubiquitination; ubiquitin-dependent protein catabolic process; positive regulation of proteasomal ubiquitin-dependent protein catabolic process. The record is from RefSeq and is a predicted model, not a curated record. Gene Ontology annotation, molecular function: zinc ion binding; ubiquitin protein ligase activity; ubiquitin conjugating enzyme binding.